UUCAUUUUGCUGUAUUAGAGCUAUUCACGUUUUUUUCAUGUCAACCUCACACUUACAAAUAAAAUUCGAUAUCGAGUUUGAAUAUUGAAAUUUUUUGUAGUUAUAAAUAAAAAUUUUCAUUAUUUAUUUGGAGAUAUUGAUUUUGAAUAUCGAAAUUUUUGAUUUGAUUUUGUAGUACGAUGGCGGAUCGAGUAUAUCCUAUGGAUUUACCAUCAUCAUCAAGUAAUCCACCGUCUUCAAACAAUUCCGGCGAAGUAGUUUCACCGAAAAAACCAUCAUUUCCAUCUCCGGCGAAACCUAUACAACCUCCGGCGGGGACUUACGUAGUUCAAGUUCCGAAGGAUCAAAUUUACAAGUAUCCUCCACCGGAGAAUUCUCGCCGGUAUGAGUCGCUUACUAAGCGGAAACCUCGCCGGAGCUUCUGCUGUCGUUGUCUCUGCUUCACUUUCUCUGUUCUACUUUUUCUCAUUAUAUCAAUCGGAAUCACCGCCGGAGUUCUCUUCCUUGUUUACCGCCCUGAAGCACCAAAAUACACCAUUUCCAGCAUCGCGAUUAAGAAUUUCAACGUCACGGCGUCGUCUAAGAUCUCGCCGGAGUUUGACAUUUCUGUCAGAUCUGAAAAUCCGAACAACAAAUUAGGGAUUUACUACCGGAAAGGAAGUUCUGUUACAGUGGUUUACUCCGGCGUGGAUCUAUCCGCCGGUGUAUUGCCGGCGUUUUAUCAGCCGGCGAAUAAUGUAACGGUUUUUCAAACGGCGUUAAAGGGUUCAGACGUUGUACUUGGAAACGCCGUUAAAUCGACGUUAAGAAAUGAACAGAGAAAAGGGAAAGUGCCGUUUAGAGUGAAUAUUAGAGCGCCGGUUAAGAUUAAGAUUGGGGCCGUUAAGACGUGGGAAGUUAUCGUUAAAGUUAAGUGUGAUUUAACGGUGAAUGUUUUGACCGUUAAGUCGAAAUUGGUAUCUAAAGACUGUGAUUAUAGUGUGAGGCUUUGGUAGAGGGUUUAAAGUUUAAUAACGUUUUAAAUUUGAUUUUUUAUUAUUAUUAGUAUAAUACUAUAUACUAAAAAACAUAAUGUAGAAAUUAUGUAAUACUUUUUUCUCUUUUGGUUUUGAGAAAAAUGCUUGUAUUUUUAUAGACUUGAAAAAUGUUAGUUAAUUCAUUUAUAGAGAAGUUGAACAUUG
Molecule: messenger RNA, 1181 nt
Organism: Solanum pennellii
Lineage: Eukaryota; Viridiplantae; Streptophyta; Magnoliopsida; Solanales; Solanaceae
Product: NDR1/HIN1-like protein 13
Exons: 1
Coding region: 180-995 (271 amino acids)
Cellular component (GO): plasma membrane
Source: RefSeq, a predicted model, not a curated record